Messenger RNA from Schizosaccharomyces octosporus yFS286, 2212 nucleotides. Its product is annotated as D-3 phosphoglycerate dehydrogenase. The transcript has a single exon. Lineage: Eukaryota; Fungi; Ascomycota; Schizosaccharomycetes; Schizosaccharomycetales; Schizosaccharomycetaceae. The record is from RefSeq and is a predicted model, not a curated record. Gene Ontology annotation, molecular function: oxidoreductase activity, acting on the CH-OH group of donors, NAD or NADP as acceptor; NAD binding. The coding region runs from base 277 to 1671 and encodes 464 amino acids.
UGCGAAUACAUAUGGCGAAUAUUCUUUUCUAUAAGGUGGACAUAACUUCUGACCAAAACCAACAUCUUACCACACCUCUGUUAGUUAGAAAGACAACAGGAAAACCGAAAAUUGCGAAUUUAUACCGACUCAAUCGAUAUAACUCGUAGAAAUUUUCUAGAAACGACUUAUUACUUAUACCAUCCUUGAAAAGUUCCCAACGAAAAUUUCGAAGACUUUUUAAUACCACAUAUCAUCGAGUAAUUUAAAAGAAACACAGUUGCAUUCAAGUUCAUAAUGGAUAUUUCGCAAUCUCGCCAAACUGUUGAAGAAAGCAUGAACCAACUUUCCAUGUCUCCCCCCGAUAAACCUUCCUUCCUUACAAGCCAACUUCGUGCUCCAGGUUCAUAUAAGCAACCCCCAAAGCGUGCCUUGAAGCCAUUUGCUUCUGAGGAUAUUAAGAUCCUGUUGUUGGAAAACGUCAACCAAUCUGCCUUGUGCAAAUUGAAGGAACAAGGUUAUCAGGUUGAAUUUUUAAAGUCUUCUCUUAGUGAAGAUGAACUCGUUGAGAAGAUUAAGGGUGUUCAUGCCAUCGGUAUCCGUUCCAAGACCCGUUUGACUCGUCGUGUCUUGGAAGCUGCCGACAAUCUAAUCGUCAUCGGUUGUUUCUGUAUCGGUACUAACCAAGUGGAUUUGGAAUUUGCUGCUGAACGUGGUAUUUCUGUCUUCAACUCUCCAUAUGCCAACUCUCGUUCGGUCGCCGAACUUGUCAUUGGUGAAAUCAUCUGCUUGUCUCGCCAGGUUGGUGAUCGCUCUAUGGAAAUUCACAAUGGUGAAUGGAAUAAGGUUUCUAAUGGCUGCUGGGAGAUCCGUGGUAAGACCUUGGGUAUCAUCGGAUAUGGUCACAUUGGUUCCCAACUUUCCGUUCUUGCUGAAGCUAUGGGACUUCAUGUCAUCUAUUACGAUGUUCUUCCCAUCAUGCCUUUGGGUUCUGCCAAGCAAUUGAGCUCUCUUCAUGAGCUUCUCCGCCGUGCUGAUUUCGUCUCCUGCCACGUUCCUGCUUCCCCUGAAACGAAGAAGAUGAUUUCUCAUGCCGAAUUUGCUGCCAUGAAAAACGGUAGCUAUCUCAUUAAUGCUUCUCGUGGUACUGUUGUUGACAUUCCUUCCAUGAUUGCCGCUAGCAAGAGCGGUAAGCUUGCUGGUGCUGCUAUCGAUGUCUACCCUGCUGAACCUGCUGGUAAUGGCAAGGGUAAGUUCGCCGAUAGCUUGAAUGAUUGGACUAGCGAAUUAUGUUCUUGCAGAAACAUCAUCAUGACUCCUCACAUUGGUGGUAGUACUGAAGAGGCUCAAUACAACAUCGGUCUUGAAGUUAGUGAGGCUCUCACUCGCUAUAUCAAUGAGGGUAACAGUGUUGGUGCUGUUAACUUCCCUGAGGUUUCCUUGCGUAGUCUUACCGAGGCUGACACCAAUGUUGUCCGUGUCUUGUUUGCUCACAAGAACGUACCAGGUGUUCUUCGACAAGUCAAUGAAAUCCUUGUUAACCACAACAUUAAAGCUCAAUUCUCCGACUCCCGCGGAGAGAUUGCUUACUUGGUUGCUGACAUUAGCGAUUGCUCACCUAGUUCCUUGGAGACUUUGCACUCCAAGUUGGAGUGUUUGCCUGGUAAAAUUAAUACUCGUCUUUUGUAUUAAAAUGAAUGACAUCGGCCCAGCUACAAUUCAAAAGUGCUUUUUUUGGUACUCAAUAUUGGCACAUGGUUUUUUUUCUUAUUCUCUUCUCUUCUUCUUCUUCUUCUUCUUCAAUAUUAAUCCGAAUCCUUUCUUUUCUUUUCUGCUCGGGUCUGUCGCGGACAUUUUAUGGUAUGCAUUGGAAUCCAGAAAAAAAAUUUCCUCUGCAUAUUCAAGAAAUUGGAUCCUUCAACUGAUCCCUUCUUGUUUUCGAAUCCAAAAAUUUAGAUAAUGGUACUUUGUACGAAUCUACAAUGCUUUCUGGUAUGGUUAAUUUUUAUGAAAACAGUUUUCUCUGGUUUAUGUUCUUCAACGACAAUCAGAAUAUCAUGAACAAAGUUGUGUUACACAUAUAUUUAAAAAAUUUUAUUAAUUUCCUGAAUUAAUUAGUUAUUAAUACUAUCUGCGUUAGUUCUUUCCAAGUUUAACAUCGCUCAAGUGAACAUAAGUGAAAACAUUCAUUUUAUGUAGCAGAAAUAAUGAUUACAUUUAUUAGCAAGGUCGA